AUGCCAUCCUCCGGCAGACCAGGCGGACGGCCCACGGGCGGGACGGGCCCCCAGCGCCCCCGGGCAGGCCCGGGGGUUGUGUUCGCCGCCUUCACCUCAGAUGACAAUGUCAUCUCCCCGUGCGUUAGAGUGGUCGUGGUGUCCCUGUGGAGGCGUUUCCCUUUGGAGGCUGAGUUUGCCAAGUCUGUUUUCCGAUCUGUUUUCCAGCGUACCCGGACUCUGCUGAAGGAGUACAAGGAGAGGGACAAGUCCAACGUGUUUAUAGAUAAGCGCCUCGGGGAGUACGACAGCCGCAUCAGUGCCGAGGAGAAGAUGAUGCAGAGGUUUGCCCUGGAGCAGCAGCGACAACACGAAAAAAGAAACAUCUACAACCUGAACGAAGACGAAGAGUUAACUCAUUACGGCCAGUCCUUGGCGGACAUCGAAAAACACAACGACAUUGUCGACAGUGACAGCGACACGGAGGGGCGAGGAACGCUGUCUGCCGAACUGACAGAGGCCCAUUUCGGAGGCGGGGGGCUCCUUCAGAAGACCUCACAGCAGCCAGGCCAGGACGAGGAGAGGCCCAGAUCCCGCAAAGAACUGAUUGAGGAGCUCAUUGCGAAGUCGAAACAGGAGAAGCGGGAGAGACAGGCUCAGCGGGAAGAUGCCCUGGAGCUCACGGAGAAGCUAGACCGAGACUGGCGAGAAAUCCAGAGCCUCCUGACACGCAAGGCACCCAAGUCACAGAACAGAGACCAGAAGGAGAAACCCCAGCCUGACGCCUACGACAGGGUGGUGCGCGAGCUGGGCUUUGAGAUGAAGGCGCAGCCCUCUAACAGGUUGAAAACAGAGGAGGAGCUGGCAAAGGAAGAGCAGGAGCGGCUCCAGCGCCUGGAGGCUGAGAGGGUCCGGAGGAUGCUGGGGAAGGGCGAGGGCACCAGGAAACCCACACACGUGUCCGCAGACGACUUGCAUGACGGCUUCGUGCUGGACAGGGAUGACCGGCGUCUGCUCGCCUACAAGGACGGAAAGAUGAAUGUCCAGGAAGAGCAGAGUGGGGAAGCCAGUGACAGUGGAAACACAGACGAGGACUCGAGCGAGGGGGGCGCAGAGGACAGCGGCGGCUCGGACAGCCUCUGGGACCUGGAACGUGAUGUGCAGAGCGGGGAGGAAAGCGAGCGGCCAGAGCAGGAGCCGCGGCCGACUCCAGGGGAAAGGGCAACAGGCCGUGGUCAGGAAGCUCGAGAAGCUGCCAGAACUGAGCUGCCCUAUAUGUUUGCAGCUCCCGAGUCCUCUGAGGAACUGAAGUCCUUGCUGUCAGGAAAGUCAAUGGAGGAGCAGCUGUUGGUGGUGGAGAGAAUUCAGAAAUGCCACCAUCCCAGUCUCGCCGUGGGAAACAAGGCAAAAUUAGAAAAACUGUUCGGCUUCCUUUUGGAAUACGUUGGGGACCUGGCCAUGGACGACCCACCAGACCUCAGAGUGAUUGAUAAGCUGGUUGUGCAGCUGUACGACCUCUGCCAGAUGUUUCCCGGAUCUGCCGGCGAGUCCGUGAAGUUUGUGCUCCGUGAUGCCAUGCACGAGAUGGAGGGGACCAUCGAGGCCAAGGGCCGGGCCGCGUUUCCGGGGCUGGAUGUGCUCAUUUACUUGAAAAUUGCUGGGAUGCUGUUUCCAACCUCAGACUUCUGGCACCCCGUGGUGACUCCCGCUCUGGUGUGUAUGAGCCAGCUGCUCACAAAGUGCCCCGUCCUGUCCCUCUCAGACGUGGUGAAGGGCCUUUUUGUGUGCUGUGUGUUCCUGGACUACGUGUCUCUGUCUCAGAGGUUCAUCCCUGAGCUGAUUAAUUUCCUCCUCGGGAUCCUGUACAUAGCAGCUCCAAACAAGCCCAGCCAAGGUUACACUCUGGUGCACCCUUUCAGACCGCUGGGGAGGAACUCGGAGUUGCUCUUGGUGUCUGAUGAAGGGGAUGCGGCCACGUGGCAGAAGAGAAGCCUGUCCCUCCACUGGGCGAGUGCACGGAGAGCCCAGACUGAGACCGAGGCCAACCACACCAGGCUGUCCUGCCUGGCCGUGUGUCUGGCCCUGGUGAAGCGCUGUGUACUCAUGUACGGUGCCCUGCCCGCCUUCCACGACAUCAUGAGGCCCCUCCGAGCCCUCCUGAUGCAGCACCUGGCCGACCACAGCCACCCCCAUGAUCUGCAGGAGCUGUGUCGGAGCACCCUGACCGACAUGGAGGCCCAGGAGAAGCACUACCAGCCCCUGAUCUGCGAGAAGAGCAAGCCGGUGCCACUGAAGCUGUUCACCCCCCGGCUGGUCAAAGUGCUGGAGUUCGGCAGGAAGCAGGGCAGCAGCAAAGAGGAGCAGGCGCGAAGGCAGCUGGUCCACAAGCACAGGCGCGAGUUUAAGGGCGCCGUGCGGGAGAUCCGCAAGGACAGCCAGUUCCUGGCCCGCGUGCAGCUCUCGGAGAUCAUGGAACGGGACCGGGAGAGGAAGCGCCGAGUGAAGCAGCUGUUCAGCAGCCUGGCGGAGCAGGAGGGCGAGUGGAAGGCUCUGAAGAGGAAAAAGCUUAAAAAAUAAACGUUGAGGCAGGGAGACCCCGUGUCCACAGUAAGAUGCAA
This is a messenger RNA of Miniopterus natalensis, 2597 nucleotides long. The record is from RefSeq and is a predicted model, not a curated record. Lineage: Eukaryota; Metazoa; Chordata; Mammalia; Chiroptera; Miniopteridae.